CAGCACCGCAUAAACCAGGCAUGUAAUCCGAGCCCUCGAGGUGAUAGCCUCCAUUUUCAAAGCCAGCCUGGGAUGCAUAAGGCCUGUCCAAAAAAAAAAAGUUCAAGAAGGACCGUUGGCUUGGAAAAUUCAUGCUCGGAACCUCGUUUCCAGUAAGCUUACAACGGAACAACUCAAUCUAUUUCCAUUGUGUUUAAAUCACCAGGAUGACUGGCAUGGUGCUGGGAGUGGGUGCUGGCGUGUUCCUCCUUGCUCUGAUCUGGGUGUUGGUGCUGCUGCUGUGUGUGCUGUUAUCCAGAGCCUCUGGGAUAGCUAGGUUCUCCAUCGUCUUCGUCUUCCUGGGUGCUCUGAUCAUCACUGCAGUUCUAUUGCUUUUCCCUCGAGCCAGUGAAUUCCCAGCCCCAGAGGUGGAAAUGAAGAUUGUGGAUGCCUUUUUCAUUGGCCGCUAUGUCCUGCUGGCUUUCCUCAGUGCUGUCUUUCUUGGAGGCCUCGUCUUGGUUCUUACUCAACAUGUGCUGGAACCAAUCUAUGCCAAACCACUACGGUCCUGCUGAGUGCGUACUGGAAACAUGGGACGCUUUGAUGUCCUGGAUGAGCACAGAGGCACGCUCCGGAGCCGUGAUGACAGCCUUCAUGUCUUCAGACCAGUGGAGUGUCCGUUUGUCACUAAGACACAGCUCUUGAGCCCCAGCUUUCAGAAACUCAGCAGCAAAGCAGACUCCGUGGGCGGAGGUUGUCACUGUCUGAAGAUGGAUACGACUGUGUGUCCAGUACCCAUACUGUAGGAUUCCUGUCUGGUUUGAAUGGAAAGUGGUAACUAUGAUCUGCUUGGGGUAGCUGUUGAGUCAAGCCAUCAGUCGUAGAUCUGGGGAAAAGGAGGUUGAGGCUCUGUUGGCCAACAGAAGAGCCUGGUCCCUGUUGAUAAUGUCUAAGUUAUAAGUUCUUAGUUGAAUAUUUGGAACCAUGUGAAGGAGAAAGGUGUUCAGACACAAAGGCUGCUUUAUCGCAAUAGCGUGGAAGUUGUGUCAGGCAGAGGUUAUUGACCACUCCUUAUGUGAUUCCACAGAGCUCUAUAAAAGCAGUGAGUGGCAUUUGCCUGAGUCCUAAUAAAGCAAUAAACAAUGACCACAGGACUUUCUCUUCAAACUCCUGCCUACAGCUUUUGUAUAUUUACAUUUUGAGUUUGCUUAGAGAUUAAAAGAGAGAGAGAUAUGGGAAUGUUAGGUGUCUCCCUGCUGUGUAUCUUGGGUCUUCUUCCCCCAGGGUUUGGUGGCCCCUCAAUGCCUAAUUUAAGUAUUUAGUAUCAUGUAAGAGUCCUCAAGCCGGGUGCUGGUGGCUCAGGCAGAGGCAGGUGAAUCUCUGUGAGUUCAAAGGCAGCAUGGUCUACAGAGUAAGUUCCAGGACAGACUCCAAAGCUACACAGAGAAACCCUGUCUCAAAAAACAAAAACACAAACAAACAAACAAGAGAGGCCUCUUUGAGCUUUGGCCUUUUCAUUUUUCCUUUGGCAGUACUGGAAUUGAACCUAGGGUUUUACACAUGAUAGGUAAGUAUUCUACCAUCCUAUCCCUCAAUUCACUUUUUAUCUUGAAGAAUAAUUGUACUAGCUUGCCCAGGCUGCCUUGAACUUUCCCUGUACACCAGACAGGCUCUGCACUUGCCGUCCUGCCUUAGUUUGCCAAGUCGCUGGGGUUUUAGGCGUGAACCAUUGGGCCUGGCUCUUUUUAUCUUGUUCAUCAAUUUGUUAGUUGGUUGGUUCUUUGAGGCAGGGUCUCACUAGGGAUCCUGGGCUGGCUUGAAAGCCAUCUUGAGUACUAGAAUUAUAGGUGUGCCCAACAUGCCUACCUGUCUGUUUUCAUCUUGGGAAUUCUUUCUCCAAAGUUAGUAAAGGAUGUGUAUUCUCCGCAUUCUAACUUUACAUUUGUCUAAUUUCCCAGAUUAAUAA
This is a messenger RNA of Chionomys nivalis (European snow vole), 1945 nucleotides long. RefSeq names its product transmembrane protein 218 (gene Tmem218). Bases 207 to 554 code for a protein of 115 amino acids. The record is from RefSeq and is a predicted model, not a curated record. Lineage: Eukaryota; Metazoa; Chordata; Mammalia; Rodentia; Cricetidae. The transcript has 5 exons.